Messenger RNA from Grosmannia clavigera kw1407, 4899 nucleotides. Its product is annotated as eukaryotic translation initiation factor subunit. Gene Ontology annotation, molecular function: protein binding; mRNA binding; translation initiation factor activity. The record is from RefSeq and is a predicted model, not a curated record. The transcript is spliced from 3 exons. Bases 1 to 4899 code for a protein of 1632 amino acids. NCBI's taxonomy places the organism in Eukaryota, Fungi, Ascomycota, Sordariomycetes, Ophiostomatales, Ophiostomataceae. Gene Ontology annotation, cellular component: eukaryotic translation initiation factor 4F complex.
AUGACUUCUGCUGCGAACGCGCAGAACGUCCCGGCGCCGAACUCCUCCGCUCCCUCUGCCACUGCAUCCUAUGCUUCUGCUGUCGGUGCUUCUGGCAAGGCCGCUGCGACGCCGGUGAUCGUGACGGGCUCCUCUGCUCCUGUCGUGGUCAGCUCCUCUACGUCUGCUCCUACCCAGCCGGGUCACCAUGCCAAAUCUUCGUCGGUGUCACCUCUGAACGGUAACGCCGCGAACAAAUCCAACACCGCCACCAUGGCUUCCGGAGCCACCAGCAAGCACAUUGUGCCUGCUGUACCUGCUGUCAUCAACGGCAGCUCUGCCGACCACGCCCGAAAGAGCUCUGUGACCAUCAGUGCCGCGGGCCCCAGCGGCUAUGUCGCCAAUGGAGGUCCGGCUGGCGCUGGCCCAAAGGCUGGCAUGCCCAAGUUCGGCUACGAAUCGCCUGCUGUCGUUCACAGCACUCCUUCUCAGAACACUGCUGCGCCUAUCCCUAUUCCAGGCCACCAGCGGAUACCCUCGCCUGUCCCGUCUCCGUCUCCCAUCCCUCAGCCGUCUGCAAGUGGUGGCCGUCCGCCAUCCACUAUCUCCCAGGAUGGCUCGUCCAUGAAGUUUGGCAGCCUUGGCGGUGAUGGCGAUCGUCACAUGAAGCACAACACACCCAACUUGGGCCAGAACAACCUGCCCGUUGGCAAUCAGUCGCCACACUUCCGUCGCGGCUCGACGCACUCGAUCCACAGCGACAUUGGCAACCACGGCGGCCAUGGCAACCACGGCAACCAUGGACACGGCCACCAUGGCGGCCCUGGCCCCAACCGAGGCGGCUAUGGACCUCAGGCUGGUCGCGGCCGUGGCUAUAACAAUGGCCACCAGUUUGGCAACCAGUCUAUGGGCUACCCACCCGCUGGUGGUCCGUACCCUCGUGGCCCAUCCCAGGGUCGUGGCGGUAUGCCACCACAGUUCCAGCCCCGCGGCAUGCAGCCCGGCUUUGUUCAGAACUCGCCUCAGGCAGCACGUGCAAGCCCGGCUAUGGCACCGGCCGUCCCGAACCCUGGAACGCCGAUGAUGCAGACUGCUAUCCCCGCCAACACCGGUGUUAGCCCUGGAUACAUCAACUACGCUUACCAGCAAGCGGCCGGCUUCCCGCCGCAAGUAAACGUAAAUACUCCACUUUCUUUUUCGUCUCAACAACCCAAAAAGUUUCACCACUCCAGCCGGAAGGGCCAGUCGUCCUUCCACAGGGGCGGAGGCAAGAAGAAGGGCCUAAUUCGCGGCGAGAGAUCGUUUUCGCAGCCAGCUCUGGAGUCUGAAGCUGUGCUCGGCAAUGCUUACCCCCAGGACUUGAACAAAAAGGCAUCUCGCCGGCCCAUCAAGCGUUGGCCGGAUUCCAGUGAAGAGCAGCCCAACCAGACACAGCAGUUCGAGGCAGCCUCGGCCAUGGAGGCCUCGGCACCGUUUCAGCACUGGCAGGGGCCAGUGCCCCUACAGUAUCAGCCUACGACCGGCAACAGUGUACUGGAUGAUCUAUCGCCGACGAGUGGCAACUUCGAGCGCCUGCUAACUGCGAGAAAACAGACGUACCAGCCGUACCCAGGUCAGUAUAACAACCAAGGCAUGAUGGGCUACGCUGGCUACGGACAGGUGUCCUACAUGCCUGGACCGCAACAGUCUCCAGGGCCGGCAUACGCGCCAGCCUACGUGCCGAACCCAUACGCCCCACCUGGCCCACAGCCCAUGUCCCGCAACUCGUCGCAGGUCUCGGAGCGGCCGAACUCUAGCACCGGCCAGGGCCAGGUCGUGUCUGCCGGUCCCGGCGUCGGCGCCUCUGUCGCAGGUGUGCCGAAGAGUGCUCCCAACGGACCUUCUUUUGUGAUUCCCCGGAAAAGUGCUGCCAUCAUCAUCAAGAACGCACAGGGUGAGAUCCAGGAUUUCAAUGCCCUGAAGGCUCCUGCAUCUCCUGGACCGAAUGUCCCGGUUUCCAAGACGCCUCCGGUCAUCGCGUCGACCCCGACACCACCACCCAAGUCGGUCACUCCGUCUCACAGCCGGGCUGAGAGCACUGCUGCGGCGGCAAAGACUGCUGAGCAGCUACGGAAUGAGUUCAAGGAGCAGGUGCGGAAGACUGCCGAGGUCGAGGGCGAGAAGGCUCCUGAAUCUGUCGAGCCUGCUGCUGCAAAGGCAGAGGAGACGGUCAAACCCGCAGAGAAGACGGACGCUGCUGUCGAGCCGAAGAAGACUGCACCGGUGGCCGCAAAGGAGACUGCCCCGGCUGCUGCACCAAAGGCGGUCGAGGAGAAGAAGGCCCCGGCCCCUGUAGUGGUGAAGACUGAGACGGCUGCGGCUGUGCCGGAGAAGAAGGCAGAGCCUGCUGCGCCUGCUGCUCCUGCUGCCGCCCCUGCCGCUGCUCCUGUUGUCGACGAAGAGGACGAGACAGAGCGGAUGAUUCGGGAGAUGGAGGAGGCUGAGGCCAAGCGCGAGGCCGAGGAGGCUGCUUAUGCUGUGAAGAAGAAGAAGCUGGACGAGGAGAAGAAGAAGAAGGCCGACGCAGAUCGGAUCGCAUCGGCUGCCGAAAACGACCGGAAGCUGCGCGAGCAGGAACGCGAGAUGGAGCGGGUCGAGGAGGAGCGCGAGCGCCAACGGCACGAGAACGAGGCGGCUGCGGCUGCUGGCGUCCGGGUCAAGAGCGUGGCGGAGGUGCUUGCGGAGAAGAUCUCCGGUCUGACUCUGGGUGACCGCAAGGAGACGGCCGAGGCCAGCACCGAGACGGUGACGAGCAAGCUGAGCAACAUGACGCUCCUGGGCGCAUCGUCGGUGACAUCGUCGGAGACGGCACCGGGCACGGUGAAGCAGCAGCGCACGAAGCCAUCGGCCCUGAACCUGGCGCCGAUCAACACCAAGUCAGUGGAGGCGCCGCAGCCGAGCGCAGCACUCCAGUCGCUCAAGACGGCGCGGUUCCUGCGGGAUCCGACCAGCAUCCUCUACCCCAAGGGUGUGAUGUCGCCCAACCCUGCGCUGAACCCGGCGGUCAACAAGAAGGGCAAUUUCAAGUACGACACGGGCUUCUUGCUGCAGUUCAAGGACGUCUUUGUCGAGAAGCCAUCGAUGGACUUUGACCAGCAGGUCAAGCAGCUGAUCGGCGACGGCGAGAGCACGCCUCGGGCAGGCUCACGCACUCCGGCCUCGGGCUCGGUUCGACAGAACUCGCGCAGUGCCGGCGGGACGACUGGCUUCACGAUGGGCGUGAUGGGCGAGUUUGCGUCCAAGACGCUGCCUCCGGGCACGACGUCGGACCAGCGGUUUGCCAUGUCGAACGGGUCGAUGCAGCGGCCACCAACGGCGGGCAUGGGUCCGUUCGGCCGUCCGGGCAGCUUUCCGGGCCCGGCACACAUGUCGCGGACGCCGUCGGCCAGCAUGGGUGGCGUGCCCAACUCGCCUCGGCAGAACAGCCGGUCGACGCGCGGCAACAGCCGGCGGGAUAACUUUGGCGGGAAGAAUGAGGCACAGGCAGCCAAGACGAUGCCGCUGACGGCUGGUCAGGAACUGAAGCCGAUCGCGGUGUCAUCCAACGGCUGGAAGCCCACUAGCAUUGGGAGCCGGGCGGUGCAGGCGCCGAUGGUGACGGCGGCCGGAAUGCUGGACCCGACAAUGGUGCAGCGCAAGGUCAAGGCGGCGCUGAACAAGAUGACGCCGGAGAAGUUCGACAAGAUCUCGGACCAGAUCCUGGAGAUUGCGCUGCAGUCCAAGGACGAGGAGGACGGCCGGACGCUGCGGCAGGUGAUUCAGCUGACGUUUGAGAAGGCGACGGACGAAGCGCACUGGGCGUCUAUGUACGCGCGGUUCUGCAAGCGAAUGCUCGACAUGAUGAGCCCGGAGAUCCGGGACACGACGAUCAAGGACAAGAAGGGCGACGUUAUCAGCGGCGGCACUCUGUUCCGCAAGUAUCUGCUCAACCGGUGUCAGGAGGAGUUUGAGCGAGGCUGGAAGGUGGACCUGCCGAAGCCGAAGGAGGGCGAGUCGACCGAGGCAGUGAUGCUGUCGGACGAGUACUACGAGGCGAUGGCGGCGAAGCGACGCGGCCUAGGCCUGGUGCAGUUCAUUGGCGAGCUGUACAAGCUAGGGAUGCUGACGGAGCGGAUCAUGCACGAGUGUGUGCGGAAGCUGGUGGACUACGAGUCGGUGCCAGACGAGGCCGAGAUCGAGUCGCUGUCGAAGCUGCUGCGGACAGUCGGAGGCAAUCUGGACCGGACAGAGAAGGGCCGUCCGAUGAUGGACGCCUACUUUGUGCGGAUCAAGAACAUGGUCGAUUUUCCGGACCUGCCGAGCCGGCUCAAGUACAUGUUGAUGGACAUUCUGGACUUGCGGUCGGGCAACUGGGCGGCGGCCGAGCUGAACAAGGGGCCGAAGACGCUGGAGGAAGUGCGACAGGAAGCCGAAGCGGCAGCAGCACAGAAGGCGGCCGAGGCAGCCCGGAGCACGAGCCAACGGGGACCGGGUGGCCGGUCGGGCAUGGGAGGUCGCAACGACAACCGCAACUUCUCGUACAGCCAGCCGGUACAGAACCAGGUCGGCAUGGACGAUCUGCGGCGGUUGAAGGGGUCGGCGAGCCGGAUUGCGAGCUCGAGCGUGCCGACGUUGGGGCCGACAUCGAUGUUUGCGUCUCGGAGCAACAGCGGUCGGCGAAACGGCCCUGGUGGCUCGUUUGGCCGUCCUGGCGACGACUCGGGCCCGGGAUCGCGGGCAGGGACACCGCUGACGCGCAGCGACUCGAAUUCGGUGUCGCAUGCGAAUGCGUUUUCUGCCCUCGCCAUGGAUACGGACACGCCCACGUCGCCUCCUUCCACGGCCGCCUCGCCUGCCAUUUCCAAGGCCAAUUUGGACAAGGCCAAGAAGGACGGCAACUGA